This is a messenger RNA of Trypanosoma conorhini, 1023 nucleotides long. RefSeq lists its product as uncharacterized. The transcript has a single exon. Bases 1 to 1023 code for a protein of 340 amino acids. The record is from RefSeq and is a predicted model, not a curated record. NCBI's taxonomy places the organism in Eukaryota, Euglenozoa, Kinetoplastea, Trypanosomatida, Trypanosomatidae.
AUGGUUCGCUCCGUGUUUUGGCGGCGGCGCAGCGGCAUGCAGGGAGUUGUGGAGAGCCACUUCUGGAGCCUCACGCGGUACCGCAUAGGCCGGCGCUUUCUGGGCCUCGACUACGCCGACAAUGUCAUCUUCUUCCCCGCGUACCGAAAGAAGACUUGGGGCGGGUGGGCCGCCGUCACCCUCGGCGCGACGAACGCGAGUUACAUGACAAACGACACCUCCGCCGUGAACGUGCUGGAGGACGGCUACCCGCUGCACCUGCGGGCGAGCACGAAGUUGCAGGCCUUCAUCUCGCAGGAGCGGAAUGUCUGGCAGCGGCGGAGGGAGGAGGCGAUUGCGCGGCGCGCGGCGGCGCUUGCCACGGGGGCCGCCGCCGCCUCUAGCGCGCGGAACGCCCCUGGCACGAAUGACCGCGCCGCGGCGAACGCCGGGGAGGACGCAGAGAAGGUGGCCGCGGCGCAGGACUACGACGAGCAACACUUCCGUGACGCGAUUAUCAUCAAGUGCAGCUCACCGGGCUUCGCCCAGCGCCACCUGCGGCUGAGCCGCUUGACCACCAUCUUGUACAAGGCGGUGUACUUUUACAUUUGGGGGGUUGCCAUCUCCAUCAUUGUGCAGGCGUACCUGCUGUUCCGGGGCUGGCUGAACCCCCCGGCGCGCGAGGGGCUGAAGAACCUCGAGAGCCACGUGCUGCACAUCCCGAAGCUUCUCUUCGGCCUCUGCGUCUCUGGGUUUGCGUGGCUGGCGCAGCAGGUGCAGCCGCUGGUGGAUCCGCUUUUCAAGGUGCUUGAGGAAAAAUUUCCGCAGGUCAACUGGAGCGCUGCCUCACCAAAGGCGAUUGCAACGAAGGCGCACCAGCUGGCAGGGAACGACGACGCGGCGCAGCAGUUGGCAGCCCAGGAGGGGGCGAGGGUCGCGGCAAGGAAGGCGGCGCAAGGAGAGGCAGAGGUGGAGCGUCGGGCGUGGUGGAGGCGGGCGUUUAUUGUCCUCUUCUGCCUCUUCUCCAUUCUUUGCGUGAUCUAA